AUGGCUACAAGCAAAUACACAGACAUCUCAGUGGAAUGUGGCACCUCCUCCAUUAGCCUGGCCAUCCUGAUUUGCCCUGUGGUGUACACCGGCUACAACGAGUCCCUCCUCAUCCUCAAUCACAUGUCGGAGCAUCCGGGGUGCCAGGGAGCGCUGGACGAGUCAGUAGCACCUCCCGUGGUGCGGUUCACCUUUCCCAUCAACAUGACCAGCGGCUGUGGAAGCAGCUUUGUGACCACCAGUGCGCCGGGCACCGGGAUCUUUGCUGACUUCUCCAACAUCCAGACGGUCAAUAUCAGCGGGAUGGUGCACUCCCAUGAUCCCACCACGGGAGUGGUCACCUACAACACGGAGCUGAAGUAUUACUACUCCUGUGCUUAUCCUCUGGAGUACCUCAUCAACAACACCAGGGUGGAUGUGUCAGCUUCGUCCAUCGCAGUGAGGGACAACAAUGGGAGCUUCAUCAGUACUCUGAGCAUGGAGCUCUUCAGUGAUGUGAACUACACCACGCCCCUGGUGAUCCCCCCCCUGGGCCUGGAGCUGAGGACCAACGUGUAUGUGCAGGUUCAGGCAGCCAACCUCACUGACCAGUACCACGUCCUCAUGGACCGAUGCUACGCCUCCAUCUCUGCUCAUCCCACCAACUCCACCUUCUUCAACCUGUUUGUGCCGUGCUCAAAGGACCAGAUGACCACAAUGCAUGAGAACGGCGAGAGCCACCACGCUCGCUUCUCCUUCCCAGCGUUCAGGUUUGUGGAGCAGCAGAACCAGACGGUGUCCACGUACUACCUGCACUGCAUCACCAGACUGUGCGAGGUCAGCACCUGCAGCAACUUCAAGCAAUGCAGCAGCAGAAGAAGAAGAGACGUCGGCUCUACUGGGAUUUCUGAAUCUGCCACUCUGUCCUCAUCGCUCCCGAUCGUCACCAGGAAUGAGAACUUGCUGCCCGGUCCAGACUCCGACUCCCAGUCCAGGAUGGGUCUGGGGAUCACAGUGGGCGUCCUCACCCUGGCGGUGGUCCUGGUCUCUGGAGCAGCGCUCAUCCUCUACAGGAGACUCCCACCUUUUUAA
Molecule: messenger RNA, 1071 nt
Organism: Salarias fasciatus (jewelled blenny)
Lineage: Eukaryota; Metazoa; Chordata; Actinopteri; Blenniiformes; Blenniidae
Product: zona pellucida-like domain-containing protein 1
Exons: 9
Coding region: 1-1071 (356 amino acids)
Source: RefSeq, a predicted model, not a curated record